Messenger RNA from Strongylocentrotus purpuratus (purple sea urchin), 1494 nucleotides. RefSeq names its product E3 ubiquitin-protein ligase TRIM33-like. Gene Ontology annotation, molecular function: zinc ion binding; ubiquitin-protein transferase activity. Bases 1 to 1494 code for a protein of 497 amino acids. Gene Ontology annotation, biological process: positive regulation of DNA-templated transcription. The record is from RefSeq and is a predicted model, not a curated record. The transcript is spliced from 2 exons. NCBI's taxonomy places the organism in Eukaryota, Metazoa, Echinodermata, Echinoidea, Camarodonta, Strongylocentrotidae. Gene Ontology annotation, cellular component: chromatin; nucleoplasm.
AUGGCGGAAAAGGCAGAAGGCGCUGCUUCUCAAAAUAUAUUGUGUCCUUUGUGCCUGGACGUGUUUGAUAAUGCUUCCAUGUUGAUAUGUGGACAUACGUUCUGCAAGCAGUGUUUAGAGAGGUAUGAUGCCGCCCAUCGAGACCUAGAUCACAUGGUGUGUCCUCUCUGCAGGAAAGUCACCAAAUUGGAUGAAAGUCGAGUCCCUGGUCUACCCGCAAACUUCACCGUCAGAGGCUUGGUAGACGAGUACCACGGCUCAAAUGGUGGGAUAAAUGCCGUUCUGGAGGAUCGACCAAAGUGCACUGCUUGUGAGCUCCAGGGAGAUGCUGUAUCCUUCUGCUACGAGUGUGGCACUUACAUGUGCGCCAAGUGUGACCAUGGUCAUAGUCAAAUGACAUCGUUCUUCAAGGGACAUCAGGUUGUGUCCAUAAAAGACGUCGUGGAAGGAACUGCACAUAUCGGGCAAGUCAGAAACAAGUGUUCGGUGCACAAGCAUGAAAACAAGGAUCUUUUCUGCAAAGACUGCAAAGUAUAUCUUUGUCUGAAGUGCAUGAUCGUUGAUCAUCGUGAUCACAACUUCAAAAAUCAGGCUGACGUUGAGAGGGAGAUUCAGCAGAAAGUGGACAAUAUCGUCAAGCGCAGCAGCGAUAGAAAACACGAGUUCGAGAAACAUAUCCAGGACAUUGAAUCCAAACGCCAAAAAAUCUACACGGCUAUCCAAAAGCUGGAAGGUGACAUAGAAGAGGCAUUCAUGGGAAAACUUGACAAACUGAAAGAGAAUAAGCAGUUGCUUAUCACAGAAACACAGCUCCUUCGAGAGAAUUGUGACCAGGAAUGUGAUGCAUUGAAGUCUUGUCAUCGACAUAGGAUCGAGGCUAUUUCAAGCUCUGUGAGCCUCGUGGCCAACGGAAGGUUAAGACAUUUAGAGAAAGACAGGCUGGCGGCGCACUCAGUAAUCUCCAACGAACUAGAAGGUCUCUUGGAGGAAGCUAUUGAUGAGGCAUCUAAUGAAAUCAUAGCGGCGAACAAGAAUGAUCGGAUUCAUAUCUUUGAUCCUACUGCAAGCACGAGAAUGCACUCAAUUGCAGCAGUAGAAAAAACAUGCCAAGCCCUUGCAACCAAGUCAGGUAUGAUCGUUUCAAGUUCUUGCCAUAAUACUCCAAGCAGAGUACGAGUCUAUGACAGAGAUGGGAAAUCUGGUGAUCCUAUAUCAGCCAAAGAGGGGGAACAUCUCUAUCCUGCAGUAGAUGAGGAAGACAGUGUGUUCAUUGCGAGUGUCAAUCAGCCAGCUGGUAGAAUACAAAUCACCCUCUACCGUCCUGAAGGUUUGAAGCUCAAGAAAGUGAUUGAGUUCGAUGAGCUUGAACUAACACUGAAUAGUUCAUGGUGUUACCUAGUUUCUCUACCCCGUAAUACACUUGCAUUCGCUUGUGGUACAAAGGUGUAUUUUCUUAAAAUUCCACAUGGAACAGUUCCUUUGGCUGCAGAAUAA